This is a messenger RNA of Magallana angulata, 1485 nucleotides long. Its product is annotated as high-affinity lysophosphatidic acid receptor-like. Gene Ontology annotation, biological process: G protein-coupled receptor signaling pathway. Gene Ontology annotation, cellular component: membrane. Bases 286 to 1422 code for a protein of 378 amino acids. The transcript has 2 exons. The record is from RefSeq and is a predicted model, not a curated record. Lineage: Eukaryota; Metazoa; Mollusca; Bivalvia; Ostreida; Ostreidae. Gene Ontology annotation, molecular function: G protein-coupled receptor activity.
UGCGAGAUAAACAGCGGCCAUAAUUAGCUGGCUCGGGCACCUGUUGGAGGUAAACUUUAUAGCCGUUGUAUUCCGACCAAUGGCUGAUACAUCAAUAGCCCCGGUGUUUACUCGCCACUCGACAGAGAGCUCGUCUCUUAGCGCGGAGUGACAGAGGAACCAAUACACCACGCUUUCAUCAACAGAUAGAACUCCAAUACCUGCAACAGAUAUCUAUCAUAAUGGACUAGAGAGAAGAACUAGGAAAUCGACGGAAAUCUCAGAAGCAGCAUCUGUUUGUGACGGAUGAUUUCUGGAUUUAACACCACUAUCUCUAAUGACGUCAUCAUUGACCUAAAUAACACUACUCUGACGUUACCGUUUGCUGGUCAAGAGGCGUCACUGCCAUUGACACUGAGGGUUAUUUUGGCCAUUCUUUUGGUUCUAGUGAUCGUUAUUGGAUGCGUGGGGAACUCUGUCGUCUGUCUAAUUGUUUACAACAAUCCGGCAAUGAGAUCGGCCAUCAAUAUUCUACUGGCCAAUCUGGCUCUAACCGACAUCCUUUUAUCAGCUGUUUGCAUGCCUCUUGCCAUACUCAUGCUUUUCUGGAGGGACAAGAUUAUGGAGAAUAUCCCGUGCCAGAUGUUUGCUUUUCUCCAGGAAACAUUUGUGUCAACAGGGAUUUUGACUCUUCUUGCCAUCAGCAUAGAUCGCUACAGAAUCAUUGUCAAGCGACGCGACAAACUUACCACUGCGCAUGCCAAGAUAUUGACAGUGGUGGCAUGGUGUUUAUCUCUUCUAUUGACGUUGCCGCCGUUGAUUGGUUGGGGCAAAUACAAAUUUUACCCCAAGCAAACGCAAUGCGUCUACGGGAUUCAUAGAGAUAGUUUUGAGUUAAUUUAUUUGUUAUCGAAAAUAUGCUUUGUUAAUUAUUUCCCAACCAUUGCCAUGGGGUUUUCCUAUGUCUGUAUCAUUGAUAAAGUGCGCAGAGACGCGUUGCGAAUACGUAACUGUCCCGAAUUAGAUUCACACGUGAGUGUUACCAUUAGCAACGGGAAAUUAGGAUUACCCAUAAUUCAUAAGAAGAAAAAUUCCCACAUUGACAUACAUUUUAAAACCAGAUCAUUUAAAACAAUAUUGAUAUUAUUCAUUGUAUUGACCAUAUGCUGGACACCGUAUGGUAUGAAUCUAAUGAUCAGUAACAUCGUUGGAACGUACGGGUGUGUUCGAAACACCAUUCUUGUUUGGAUUGGUUUUGUGAAAUGUGCCAUUAACCCAAUCAUAUAUUUUAUAUACAUUUCAAAGUUCCGUGAGGCAUGUGCAGAGUAUAUUCCGACUACGUUUAAGUUUUCCCUGAAAUUCAAAGUCUUCACUAGAAGGAGGGUGAAUCCUGCCGCCAUUUAUGAGUACCGCGAAAAAACCGGAACUGUCGGCAGUAAAUAAGGAAAAAAACCUGUCACGUGUUUGUCUUGCUCACUGUAUAAAUCAAUUAUACUGAAAUUGUUA